Molecule: messenger RNA, 2510 nt
Organism: Hylaeus anthracinus
Lineage: Eukaryota; Metazoa; Arthropoda; Insecta; Hymenoptera; Colletidae
Gene: Ced-12
Product: engulfment and cell motility protein 1
Exons: 7
Coding region: 168-2363 (731 amino acids)
Biological process (GO): cell motility; actin filament organization
Cellular component (GO): plasma membrane
Source: RefSeq, a predicted model, not a curated record
UUUUGUUUUGACUUAUACAGUUGGGAAAGAAUCAUCAUGGUGGCCGUUACGUUGUUAUGACAAGGGAUACGUCAAACUAGUAAUAUUUUUUAGAAGAAAUUGGAGGGGCGCUUAUUGUGUCGUUUUACUUUGUUCUUAUAUUUAAUAAUUGGUUUUUGGAUCGCUUCAUGUACACACAGACAAAAAUGCCAGUGCAAAAGGAUUCUAAUAUUGUGAAAAUCGCUGUCCAAAUGACGGAUCAAGUACCACAACUCAUUGAAUUUAAUCAAAAGCAUCCGCUAACUGGAAUUAUUCAGGAACUGUGCAAUGGAUGGGGUCUCGUUGAUCCUGAGUCGUAUUCAUUACAAUUCUCUGAGAGUAAUAAUCAAAAUUACAUCACAGAAAAGAAUCGUAAUGAAGUGAAGAAUGGCAGUAUUUUAAGAUUGGAGUUUUCCCCUUCUAAAACAGCUAGUGAUAUUCUGUCUAAACUCAACAAUGGAACUACGGAGGAAAAGACUGGGGCUCUGCAAAAGCUGAGUACACUUAGUACAGACAUGACAUUUGCAUUAGAAUUUAUUAACAAACAAGGAUUAGCUUUGAUUGUAUCACAGGUAGAAGGAGAAAAAUAUAAAGGUAAUGCACUCGCGCAUUCACUUCAAUCAUUUGUAGAACUCAUGGAUCAUGGAAUUGUUUCGUGGGAUAUAUUAGAAACACCAUUUAUUAAUAAAGUAGCUAGUUAUGUAAACAAUCCAGCUGUAACCCAAGACACUAGUAUUAUUGAAGCUUCGCUUAGCAUCCUUGAAAAUAUAGUACUGAAUUCUUCUGGAAAGUAUGGACAAGUUGAAAAAGAAGUGACUUUUCCCAAUCUAGUGAUGCAUCUACAAAGUAUGCGUCCACAAAUACAACAAAAUGCAAUAGCUCUGAUAAAUGCCUUAUUUGUUAAGGCUGAUGUAUCUAAGCGUAGAUCCGUCGCUGCUGCUCUUCAAUCUAAACAAGUUAGAAAUGUGUUCUUGACAAACAUCAUACAGUCUACUGGUCAGGUUGGUGCAGAAAUGGCACAUCAAUUAUAUGUAUUGCAAACGUUAAUGUUAGGUUUGUGGGAACAACGAAUGAUGACAAAGAUGGAUCCUCAAGAUCAAGAGGCCCAUGAUAAUAUUAAAGAGCUUCGAAAAAUUGCUUUCGAUACCGAAGGGAUAGUUGGUGGAGAUGUAACCGCUCGUAAACAAGGCCUUUAUGCCAAGGAUUAUAAAAAAUUGGGAUUUAAAUAUGACAUUAAUCCUGCUCUUGAUUUUACGGAAACGCCUCCGGGAAUGCUUGCUCUAGACUGUAUGGUUUACUUUGCACGUAAUCAUACCGAAGCUUAUACUAAAGUCGUUCUAGAGAAUUCUUGUAGGGCGGAUGAACACGAGUGUCCUUUCGGUAGGACGAGUGUGGAACUGGUUAAGCUGCUUUGCGAAGUAUUACGGAUUGGAGAAGCGCCUAGCGAGCAAGGUCAAUCGUAUCAUCCAAUGUUCUUUACGCAUGAUCAUCCAUUUGAAGAAUUUUAUUGCGUGUGCAUAGUGCUAUUAAACAAAACUUGGAAGGAGAUGAGAGCCACGACUGAAGAUUUUGUGAAAGUAUUUUCCGUUGUUAGAGAACAAAUCACUAGAGCGCUUCAGUGCAAGCCUACAGGACUGGAUAAAUUUAAAAAUAAGCUACAACAAUUAACGUAUUCGACAAUUACUAAUCUUUGGCAACAAGAACGAACUAGUAGGGAAGAGUGGGAAAGUCAUGCAACACCAAUUGUUGAACUUAGAGAACAAAUUACACCCGAAAUUCUAGAACUCAUUCAACAACAACGUUUAGGUUUUUUAGUAGAAGGCACUAGAUUUAUGAAGUACAGUGCUAGAGGACAGAGAAUCAAGGAUAAAUUUUGGUAUGUUCGACUUUCACCCAAUCGCAAAGUAUUUCAUUACGGAGACUGUGACGAAAAAUCAGUGCCAACAAUUGACGAGCUCUCUACAAAGUUGGCUGUUGUUGAAAUUCGAGGUUUAUUGACCGGUAGAGAUUGUCCGCAUAUGAAAGAUUUACAAAGACGGAAAACCACACAUCAAUUGGCUUUUUCUUUAAUUUUGGAUUCUAUAGAAGUUUCAAGUCUAGAUUUUGUUGCCCCUGAAGAAAAAGUUUUCGAUUACUGGACUGAUGGCAUUAAUGCUUUACUUGACAAAAAUUUUUUUACAGGCAAUAGGAUGACCAGUAAAGAAGCAGAGAAUGAUUUAGAAACCUUACUAUCAAUGGACAUUAAAUUAAGACUUUUAGAUGCGGAAGGAAUUGAUAUUCCUCAAAAUCCGCCUGUUAUUCCUGACCCGCCACCGAAUUAUGACUUUUGUUACGAGUUGAAGUAAAAAUGUAAUUUACAUUCAAUGAUCGCCAUGACAGUUUUACGCUGGCGCGAUUUAAUUAUUUCUAAAAAUUAGGGCUUUAAUAUUUUAUCCUAGAUCACAAUUUUUAUACAAACGAAUCAUUCGUAGUAUUUCCAUUUGUAUUGCCUC